AUGAAAUAUCGAGCUCCACCUACGUCUGUGCCAAAGUGCAGCCUCUCAAGAGUGUGUCCACCCAACCAUAUUGCUUUACGUAUCAGGAGCGGCGCCGCUGAUAUUGUCGGGCCAACAGUCUGUUUUGAUGGCAAAAUCAUAAUGAGUCAUGCACUGAAUAACGUGGGACCAGGGCUAAACAUUGCAGUGAUAAAUGGUGAAACUGGAGUUGUAGAAAAAUCUGUCUGUCUUAACAUGAAAACAGGAGACCCAAAAGACAUCCUUGCACACCUGAAGAAGAUAAAACGUGGAAUGAUCGUUUUGGUGGCCUCCUUUGAUGAUGUCACACAAAAAAUGACAAAUGAAAUGAGGGAGAUAUUCAGUGAAAUGGGAAGCACUUUGAUCAGGUCUGUGAAGCGCAGAGACAGCUGGGUGUUUGCUGGAAGAGCAGGCACAAAAAUCAAAAGCCUCUUUGAGAAGCAAGCUGUUAAUGAUGAAAAAAACAACAUUUAUGGAGGAUGGCCAGAGAUGGUGGAGGUGGGCGGCUGUUUCCCAAGAGUCUUCAGCGACUGA
Messenger RNA from Pundamilia nyererei, 552 nucleotides. RefSeq names its product FAM3 metabolism regulating signaling molecule D. NCBI's taxonomy places the organism in Eukaryota, Metazoa, Chordata, Actinopteri, Cichliformes, Cichlidae. The record is from RefSeq and is a predicted model, not a curated record. The coding region runs from base 1 to 552 and encodes 183 amino acids. The transcript has 7 exons.